AAGCUAUUCAGUUCCCCACACUCUUUUGCGCCAACAAAAUGUUGCCUUUCCUUUUGAUUCUAGGAGUGGUAAAUACAGCUGUUGCAGAAUUUUUCCCCAAUUGCUUAGAUGGUCGCAUUGUGAAUGGUGUCAAUACCACCAUUCAAAAACAUCCUUAUCAGGUGUCAUUGCAAACCAAUGAUGGUAGGCAUUUCUGUGGUGGCUCCAUCAUCAGUGAGGACAUCAUUGUUACAGCCGCCCACUGUAUGCAACGCUAUUCCGCCAGUGAAUUCAAAGUGCGUCUGGGAUCUACAAACAACGAAGUCGGUGGUGAAUUAGUCUCUGUAAAGUCAUUUAGAAAUCAUGAGAAGUAUGACCGCGAUACCAAGGUAAACGAUGUAGCCCUUGUCAAAAUGGCCACCCCUGUAAGAGAAUCGUCCAAAGUGCGUUAUGUAAAAUUGGCAAAGAAAACUCCUGUCACAGGCACAACUGCCGUCGUCACUGGAUGGGGUACCACCUGUUUCCUUGCUUGUGAUGUUACCACGACUUUGCAGGAAGUGGAAGUUGACAUCAUUGACUACAAGACUUGUGCUUCCAGUGAGUACAGCUACGGGUCUCUAAUUCUGGAGACCAUGGUGUGUGCCUAUGCUGUGGAGAAGGAUGCCUGCCAAGGAGAUUCUGGUGGCCCAUUGGUAGUGGGAGACGAAUUAGUUGGUGUUGUGUCUUGGGGCCAUGGCUGCGCUGAACCUGGUUACCCAGGAGUCUACGCUGAUGUCGCUGCACUCCGCAAAUGGAUUGAAAAGGCCUCCAAAGAAAUGUAAAUUGUUACAAAGAAAAAUAUCAAAUAAAUAUUAAUAUUUUCGUAGAAAA
Messenger RNA from Stomoxys calcitrans (stable fly), 849 nucleotides. RefSeq names its product trypsin. Bases 39 to 800 code for a protein of 253 amino acids. Gene Ontology annotation, biological process: proteolysis. The transcript has a single exon. Lineage: Eukaryota; Metazoa; Arthropoda; Insecta; Diptera; Muscidae. Gene Ontology annotation, molecular function: serine-type endopeptidase activity. The record is from RefSeq and is a predicted model, not a curated record.